Messenger RNA from Lactuca virosa, 1221 nucleotides. The record is from the annotation of a GenBank genome assembly. NCBI's taxonomy places the organism in Eukaryota, Viridiplantae, Streptophyta, Magnoliopsida, Asterales, Asteraceae.
AUGCAAGGAGAGCCAAAACAAUGUCGGUGGAGAUAUCCUAGACAAUUUAAUGAAGCGACGACACAAGGAGAAGACUCAUAUCCAUUAUAUAGGAGGAGAAACAAUGGGAGAGAGGUCAACGUACGAGGAAAUACACUUGAUAACAGAUGGGUGGUACCAUAUAACCCGAAGCUGUUAAUGAUGUUCAAUUGCCACAUGAAUGUCGAGGUUUGCUCGAGCAUAAAAUCUGUGAAAUAUGCUUUUAAAUACGUUUACAAGGGACAUGACAAACAAGUUGUCCACAUUGAUCAAGAUGGAGCGGAACCCAUCAUCAAUGAGAUUAAAAGAUAUCAAGAUGCACGUUACGUCUCACCCCCCGAGGCAAUAUGGAGGAUUUUUAGCUUUGCGCUUUCUCAAAUCCACCCUUUCGUCAUGUCUUUGCAUCUUCAUCUCCCGAACCAACAAUUGGUUAGAUUCUCAGAUAAUGAUUCAAUGAUUGAUAUUGUGGACAUGGAGAAAGAUAAGAGUUCAAAGUUGACCGCAUUUUUUGACAUGAAUAAAAUGGAUGAGAUUGCGAGGCAAUAUCUAUAUAAAGAAUUCCCAAGAUACUUUACAUGGAAUUUAACCAAACGUUGUUGGAAGCAAAGGAAAAAAGGAGCAAUGAGAGGCCGAUUGGUUUCUGCUAACCCUGCCGAAGGAGAGAGAUACUACCUACGGGUUCUCCUAUCACAUGUUAGAGGGCCAACAUGCUUUGAAGAUCUUUACACGGUGAACAACGUGUUACAUCCAACAUUUCGUAAAGCUGCUCUUGAGAGAGGGUUAAUAGAGACCGAUGAUAACCUAUCUCAAUGUCUUACUGAGGCUUCAUUAUAUCAAUUUCCAGGUGCUCUUAGAAGGUUAUUUGCAACUAUACUCAUUUAUUGCGAACCCGGAGAUGUUCGCAAGUUAUGGGAUGACCACUAUAAUUCACUUUCUGAAGAUUAUAUGCGACAAUGUGAAAGUGUUGAGCGAGUUCAAACCAUGGUUCUUAUGGAUAUCUCUAUAAUUUUGCAAUCUAUGGGUAAGCAUUUCAAUGAGUUUGAUCUUCCUAUGUUAAAUACAAACAUCAAUUUGGAAUCUGGAGAUUAUCGCGAGGUCCAAGAGGAUUACUCCAUCGUUGUGGAUGAUGAACACCUUCGUGCAAAAGAUUCUCUCAAUACCGACCAAAAAAAUGCAUAUGAUGAGAUCAUGACCCUUCGUUAA